Caenorhabditis angaria is the source of this 18885-nucleotide messenger RNA. NCBI's taxonomy places the organism in Eukaryota, Metazoa, Nematoda, Chromadorea, Rhabditida, Rhabditidae. The record is from the annotation of a GenBank genome assembly.
AUGAGCGAGAAAAAAUCGAUAGGCAACAUGUUUUUGAAGAGUGGAAUUGAGAAAAUAUUGGCGGAUCGAGAUAUAAAGCGAAAAGAGAAUUUGCAGCUGAAAAAAGCUUGUGAAAAUGCGAUUGGUGAGAUUUUCUGGGGGGAAAUUUUGAUUUUCUAAGUUAAUUUCACGCUGAAAAUGUUUUCUAAGCUGAAUUUUAAGCUGAAAGUUCAAAUUUUCCAUCAAAAAUUAAAUUUUUUGAUAUAAAAUUUAUGAAAAUUUGAUAAAAAUGUCUAUUUUUUUUGCAAAAAAUGAACAAAAAAAUUGAAUUUUCAAAUUUCCGCGUGACCCAUUUAAAAAAAAAAGCUUUAUUUUUGAAAUUUUAAAAAUUAGAAAAAGGUGAGCUCGAAAUUCAGCCUGAAAUUGAUUUCAGGCUCAUUUUUAGCUGAACAUUAAGCUGAAAAUUGAAUUCUAGGCUGAAAUUUCACUCAAAAACCCCCGAAAUCUUGUUUUUCAUUCAGAAGAACUCAAAUCCGACGAGCAAAAUCAUCAAAAUGGCUCACAAAUUCCUGCAAUUCACAAUAUUUCCCAAUCAAAUGGUGAAUUUCUACCAGAAGCUGGAAUAAAUAUGGAAGCCGAUCGAUAUUUUUUGCCUUUUGAAUUGGCUUGUAAUUCGAAGAGCCCCAAAAUUGUGAUAACUGCAUUGGAUUGUUUGCAGGUAAGGCUUAGGUUUAAAAUGGUCCAAAAAAAUUAAAUUUUUCCAGAAACUUAUUGCCUACGGUCAUCUAACCGGAAAAUGUGCGGAUAUUUCGAAUCCAGAGAGAAAAUUAAUCGAUCGAAUUGUUGAAGCAAUUUGUGCCGCAUUUGUUGGACAAGGAACUGAUGAAACUGUACUUUUACAAUUAAUUAAAGCAGUUUUGGCGGUGGUUUUGAGUAAUCAUUGCGAAGUUCAUGAAGCAUCGCUUUUAUUAGCUGUUAGGACUUGUUUUAAUAUUUAUUUGACGUCAAAAAGUCCGAUUAAUCAGGCGACUGCGAAAGGAACAUUGACACAGGUGAGAAAAUGACGAAAAAUUAGAGAGAAACCAUGUUUUUAAACAAAAAUUGAAUUUCUUGUAAUUUCUGGUAACACAAAAUUACAAAAAAAUCAAUGUUUAAGCAUAAUUCAUGGAUUUUUAGGUCUAUGUAACUUUUCCGGUUAAAGUUAAACUCGAAAUUCACAAACAAAAAUAAGAGAGAAACCAUGUUUUCCAAAAAAAAAUUUUUAAUUUCUUGUUUUUUAAAGUGACUAGAAAAUACAAGAAAUUCAAAAAAUAAAUAUUUUUGAAUAAAAAUUGGAUUUUUUUCGAAUUUCUUGUAUUUUAGGUGACUAGAAAUUACGAGAAAUUCUAAAAAUUGUUUAAAAUGAGCCUGAAUCCAUAUCUUUGCAAUUCUUGUAAUUUUGAGUUACCAUAAAUUACAAAAAAAUCUGCCGGGCUGUGUGUUCCUAUAACCUAAAGUUACCAGAAAUCCCUCAUAGCCUCCCAAAAAUCCCCGUUUUUUUCCAGAUGAUCAACACUGUUUUCGGAAAUAUGGAAAAAUUUGGAAAUAUGAAAGACGACAACACAAUUGUCAAAGAAGUUGUCGAGAAUUUGGUCGCGACUACUGUAGCCACAGAAUUGGUGGGUUUUUUAUCCCUAAAAAUUCACGUGGCAGGAUUACUGUAGAGAUAACUAGUUUCUUUAGGGGGGGGGUAUCUAAAUUUUUACAAUUCUUAGAAACAGGUCAUGUGGGGUAUCAAACUGAUCAGGAAACUAUGCUAAAUCUAUUAGAAACUAUUUUGAUUCCUAAAAAUCCACGUGGCAGGAUUACUGUAGAGAUAACUAGUUUCUUUAGGGGGGGGUAUCUAAAUUUUCACAAUUCUUAGAAACAGGUCAUGUGGGGUAUCAAACUGAUCAGGAAACUAUGCUAAAUCUAUUAGAAACUAUUUUGAUUCCUAAAAAUCCACGUGGCAGGAUUACUGUAGAGAUAACUAGUUUCUUUAGGGGGGGGGGGUAUCUAAAUUUUCACAAUUCUUAGAAACAGGUCAUGUGGGGUAUCAAACUGAUCAGGAAACUAUGCUAAAUCUAUUAGAAACUAUUGUGAUUCCUAAAAAUCCACGUGGCAGGAUUACUGUAGAGAUAACUAGUUUCUUUAGGGGGGGGGGGUAUCUAAAUUUUCAAAAUUCUCAAAAUCAGGUCAUGUGAGGUGUCAAACUGAUCAACAAACUAUGCUGAAUCUAUUAGAAACAAUUAUGAUCCCUGAAAAUCCACGUGGCAGGAUUACUGUAGAGAUAGCUAGUUUCUUUAGGGGGGGGUACCUAAAUUUUUAAAAUUCUGAAAAACAGGUCAUGUGGGGUACUAAACUGAUCAGGAAACUCUGCUGAAGCGAUUUUGAUCCCUAAAAAUCCACGUGGCAGGAUUACUGUAGAGAUAACUAGUUUAUUUAGGAUGGGGGGGGGUGUACCUAAAUUUUCAAAAUUCUCAAAAUCAGGUCAUGUGGGGUAUGAAACUGAUCAGGAAACUCUGCUGAAGCGAUUUUGAUCCCUAAAAAUCCACGUGGCAGGAUUACUGUAGAGACAACUAGGUUCUUUAGGAUGGGGGGUACCCAAUUUUUCAAAAUUCUCAAAAUCAGGUCGUGCGGGGUGUCAAACUGGUCAGAAAACUAUGCGCAAUCGAAUUUUACUAGUUUCACAACCCGAAAAUCCACGUGGCAGGGUUACUGUAGAGAUACAUAGUUUCUUUAGGGGGGGGGGGUACCUAAAUUUUCAAAAUUCUCAAAAUCAGGUCAUGUGAGGUGUCAAAAUGAUCGGGAAGCUUUGCUGAAUCUAUUAGAAACGAAAAAAAAUCCAUGUGACAAAAUCAUCCCCCAAUUUCAGACUGAUAUGGAAUCCCGAAAAGGUUGCUCAACAAAUGGAGAAAGUGAAAAAUUCCAAGACGAACAUCAGCUGAAUUUUGUCAACAUUUAUCAAAAAGACGCAUUUCUGGUAUUCCGUGCACUUUGUGUUUUGGCACAAAAAGAAGAAGGAGAUAUAAAUGACACAAGAAAUACACAUCUACGCUCAAAAUUGUUGGCUCUUGAAAUGCUUCUGUUAGUCCUCCAAAAUUCAUCGACAAUCUUGCAAAACUCACAGCCUUUUAUAAUAUUGAUCAAGAAGAGUUUGUGUGUUGCUUUGUCGAAAAAUGCGGUUAGCGCAAAUGUGGAUGUUUUUGAAAAAUCGCUGGCGAUUUUCGUCGAAUUAUUAGAUAAAUUCAAAGCGCAUCUCAAAACUCAAAUUGAGGUAUUUUUCAAAGAAAUUAUCUUGUCGAUGUUGGAGUCGGCGACUUGUCCAUUUGAGAAGAAAUGGAUUGUGUUGAAUACUAUUGGUGAGUGGAGUUUUGAGUGGUUUUGUGAGCGGAAAAUCGGGAAAAAUGGAGCAUUUUGAGCUAAAAUUGGAAUUUUUGGAAUUUCUUGUAAUUUUGGAUCACCUAAAAUUACGAGAAAUUCAAAAAAAUCAAUUUUCAACAUUUAUAGACAUUUCUUGUAAUUCUUGGUUACCUGAAAUUACAAGAAAUUCUAAAAUUACGAUUUUGUGCCUCCAGAUUGUUUUUUCAGUCAAAUUUCGCAAAUUUUCAAACAAAAAUCACUUUCGGGUUCAUUUUCAGCCUGAAGGUAAUUCCAGGCUGGAUUGUAAGCUGAAAAGGCCUAUGCUCAAACUUUUAGCUCGAAAUCUGAAAAUUUUAGCUCACGGCCUCAUUUUCAGUCAAAAAUCAAAUUCUCAGCUCGUUUUUUUUCAGGAAAAAUUCUCGGAAACCCCCAAUCUGUUGUCGAUAUGUUUGUGAACUAUGAUUGUGAUUUGACUUCGCAUAACUUGUUUAAAAGUAUUGUGGAAGUUGUUUCGAAAACGAGCCGAACUUCAAUUAAUGAGAAUUCGACGAUUCAGCAGAAGGAAAAGUUAGUUUUUUUGGGCGGGAAAUUGAGCUAAUAUUGAAUUUUUUGAAUUUCUUGUAAUUUUUUGUCACCGGAAAUUACUAGAAAUCCAAAAAUUGCUCAUUGUUGUUUAAAAAAACAUGGUUUCUGUCUUAUUUUUGUUUGAGAAUUCAGAAUUUUUGCAGAAAAUGAUUUUCAACCAAAAAAGUUAAUUUUUUUGAAAUUUUGAGUUAUCGGAAAUUUCUAGAGAUGAAAAAAAAACAAGAAAAUUUGAAAUUUUCGAAUUUCUGGUAAUUUCAAAACUACGAGAAAUUUAAAUAAUUCAGAAAAAUCAAAAAAUCCGAAUUUCGCGCCUGAAAUUUGCUCAAACACGUGGAAAAAUUGAUUUUUUUUGUGUUUUCUUGUAAUUGUUUGUCACCGGAAAUUACUAGAAAUGCAAAAAAUUCGGAAAAUUCGAAUUUUUGGUCUCGAGAACAAUAUUUUUUGAAAAAUCCGAGUUUUCUACCUGAAAUUCACUCAAAUAUGUAUUUUCUUGUAAUUGUUUGUCACCAGAAAUGACUAGAAAUGCAAAAAAUUCAGAAAAUUCAAAUUUUUCACCGAAAAAUCAACAAAAUCCCGUGAAUUUUCAGAGAAAGAGCGAUGCGCCUUCUUGGAAUCAGCUGCCUUACUGAUCUUCUUCAAUGUCUCGUCGAUUGGUUUCAAGUUUGUGAAGUGGCAAAAAUCAGUCAAGAUUUAGACGAGAAUCGCGAAACGACACAAGAAACAACGCAAGAUUUUGAGAAAUUUGAAAAUCUCAAACAAAAAAAGGAUCUCAUGGAACAAGGAAUAUUGCUUUUCGCUCAAAAACCCAAAAAAGGCUUGAAAUUCUUGCAAGAUCAUGGUUUUGUUGGAACUGAAGCUGUUGAAAUUGCCGAGUUUUUGAUCAAAGAAGAACGAUUGGAUAAAACUGUUGUAGGCGAUUAUUUGGGAGAUCAUGAUGAGUGAGUUGAGAUUUUUAAAAAAUUAAUUGUAAGCUGGAAAUUCUGAGCAGUUUGACAUCAAAUAUGAUAUAUUUCGGGAGAAUUUUGAAAAUUUUUCGAAAAAAGCCGAAUUCCUACCUGAAAUUCACUCAAAUAUGUGGAAAACUCGAAUUUUUUGUGUUUUCUUGUAAUUUUUGUCACCGGAAAUUACUAAAAAUACAAAAAAUUAAGAAAAUUCGAAUUCUUGGUCUCCAUAACAAAUUUUUUUGAAAAAUCCGAAUUUCCCGCCUGAAAUUCGAAUUUAUUGUGUUUUCUUGUAAUUUUUGUCACUGGAAAUUACUAGAAAUGCAAGAAAUCCAAAUUUUUGUUCUCAAGAACAACAUUUUUUGAAAAAUUCGAAUUUUCCACCUGAAAUUCACUCAAAUAUGUGGAAAACUCGAAUUUAUUGUGUUUUCUUGUAAUUUUUUGUCACCGGAAAUUACUAGAAAUGCAAAAAAUUAAGAAAAUUCGAAUUUUUGGUCUCCAGAACAUACAUAAUUUUUUGAAAAAUCCGAAUUUCCCGCCUGAAAUUCACUCAAAUAUGUGAAAAACUCGAAUUAAUUGUGUUUUCUUGUAAUUUUUUGUCACCGGAAAUUACUAGAAAUUCAAAAAAUUCAGAAAAUUCGAAUUUGUGGUGUCCAGAACAAAAUUUUUUGAAAAAUCCGAAUUUCCGGCCUGAAAUUCACUCAAAUGUGUGGAAAACUUGAAUUUAUUGUGUUUUCUUGUAAUUUUUGUCACCGAAAAUUCCUAGAAAUACAAAAAAUUAGGAAAAUUCGAAUUUUUGGUCUCCAGAGCAAAAUAUUUUGAAAAAUCCGAAUUUCCCACCUGAAAUUCGAAUUUAUUGUGUUUUCUUGUAAUUUUUGGUCACCGGAAAUUACUAGAAAUGCAAAAAAUUAAGAAAAUUCGAAUUUUUGGUCUCCAGAACAACAUUUUUUGAAAAAUCCGAAUUUCCCACCUGAAAUUCGAAUUUAUUGUGUUUUCUUGUAAUUUUUUGUCACAGGAAAUUACUAGAAAUGCAAAAAAUUCGAAAAAUUUUGUUGAUUACAUUGUUUGACACCCAACAUGACCUAUUUUAGAGAACCCAUAGGUUUUCGGGUUACUGUAGUGUCUAGCUUGGGUCCCGCAACGAAAUAUACCGUAAUUAUAGUCAUAUUUUGAAUUUUGGCGCGAAAAACUGGGGUUUACACCGUGUUUUUGCAGAUUUCACAAGCAAGUAAUGUACGCCUACGUGGAUGAUCUCGAUUUCUCCUCUCUCGACAUUGUAACAGCCCUCAGAAUGUUCCUCGAAAAAUUCCGACUCCCAGGCGAGGCUCAAAAAAUCGAUCGACUCAUGGAGAAAUUCGCCUCAAGAUAUUGUGAUUGUAAUCCGAGUCUUGGAAUUUUUGCAUCCGCUGAUACAGCCUAUGUUCUAGCCUAUUCUGUAAUUAUGCUAACAACUGAUUUGCACAGUGCGCAAGUCAAAAAUAAAAUGACAAAAGAGCAAUAUAUUAAUAUGAAUCGGGGAAUUAAUAAUGGCGGAGAUUUGCCGUCGGAUUUGCUAGCCGCAAUUUAUGAGGAUAUUUCGAAAAAUGAGAUUAAAAUGAAGGCCGGAGCCAGCACAUUGCUCAGAUCAACUGGAGCCGGCAACUCGGCGCAGGCUAAUGAACGACAAAGACGCGCGAUGGCCACGUUGGAAAUGGAGGCGAUGAGUGAGACGGCGAGAACACUUAUGGAGAGUGCUAGUGAUGCGGAUGCGAAUUUCACGCGUGCGCAACAUCAACAUCAUGUUAAGCCGAUGUUUAAGGUGAGUGUUUUUGGAUUCUCUGGGAAAUUUGGAGCAUUUUGAGUGGAUUUUUGAGCUCUAUGGGAAAUUUGGAGCAUUUUGAGCCCGCGCAUGAAAUAUUUUAAAUCGCCAUGUGGAUUUUUGAGCUUCCUGGGAAAUUUGGAGCAUUUUGAGCCCGCGCAUGAGAUAUUUUGAAUUGCCACGUGGAUUUUUGAGCUCUCUGGGAAGUUUGGAGCAUUUUGAGCCCGCGCAUGAGAUAUUUUAAAUUUCCACGUGGAUUUUUGAGCUCUCUGGGAAGUUUGGAGCAUUUUGAGCCCGCACAUGAGAUAUUUUAAAUUGCCACGUGGAUUUUUGAGCUCUCUGGGAAGUUUGGAGCAUUUUGAGCCCGCGCAUGAGAUAUUUUAAAUUGCCACGUGGGUUUUUGAGCUCACUGGGAAAUUUGGAGCAUUUUGAGCCCGCACAUGGGAUAUUUCAAAUUGCCACGUGGAUUUUUGAGCUCUAUGGGAAAUUUGGAGCAUUUUGAGCCCGCACAUGGUAUGUUUCAAAUUGUCACGUGAAUUUUUGAGCUCUCUGGGAAGUUUGGAGCAUUUUGAGCCCGCACAUAAGGUAUUUCAAAUUGCCACGUGGAUUUUUGAGCUCACUGUGAAGUUUGGAGCAUUUUGAGCCAGCACAUGGGAUAUUUUGAGUUGCCACGUGGAUUUUUGAGCUCUAUGGGAAAUUUGGAGCAUUUUGAGCCCGCAGUAGAUUUUUUUGGAUGAAAAUUUUCAAAAAUAUGUCAUAUGAGGUCUCAAAAUGCUCAGAAACCAGUAAAAAUCCACGUGUCAAUCCUAAAUCCCCCAUUUUUUCCAGAUCUGUUGGACGCCUUGCCUUGCCGCAUUUUCUGUUGGUAUCCAAAUGUCGGAUGAUGAAAAAGAAUGGUCACUUUGUCUACGUGGAUUUCGCCUCGGAGUUCGUGCAAGUUGUGUACUUUCGGCAACACUCGAACGAAAUGCUUUUAUCCAAGCGCUGGCUCGAUUCACACUUUUGACCGCAAAAAAUUCGAUAAGUGAAAUGAAGGUGAAAAAUAUUGAGGCAAUCAAAUUGUUGCUUUUAAUUGGUGAUGAAGAUGGUGAUUAUUUGGAGGAGAAUUGGAUGGAUGUUAUGAAGUGUAUGAGCUCGUUGGAAUUGGUGCAAUUAAUUGGAACUGGAUUGAAUAGUGGUGGAGGGGUGGAUAGUUCGAGACAAUGUGAGUUUGAAAUUUAAAAAAAAUUCAGAAAAAAUGGUUCAUUUUUACCCAAAAUCCUGGAAUUCAUAUAGGAUUUUUGAACCUGAAAAUCAGGAUUUUUAAGCCAGAAAUUUUGGUUUAAAAAAUCCAGAAUUUAGCCCUAAUUUAUCCCAAAACAUCUGGAAUUUUUAAUAGAUUUUUUUUGAGCUGGAAAUGUGCCAAAAUUCAUCUGAAAAUCAGGAUUUUAAAGCCAGAAAUUCAUUGAAUUUGAUCCAAAAAAUCUACUGUUUCAAAAUAUUUUCAUAUGUUUUUAUGAAGAACAUUGAAAUGAUCAAUUGAUUCUUUUCGGUUCUGAAACUGUUCUUAAAUUCUUCAUAAUAAAAUUGUCAAAUAAUUUCAAAAAUCUCGAAUUUUUAGCUGAAAUUCAUCUGACAAUCAGGAUUUUUCAGCCAGAUUUUUUAGAGUUCAAACUGAAAUUUACUCAGAAAUUCCUUAUUUUUUAUUUAAAAACAAAAUCUACUGUUUCAGAAUAUUUUUCUGGAAAUUUCAGAAUUUCUAUAAUUUUUUUGACUGAAAUUUGAAACCAAAACAUUUCCGAAUUUUCUCACAAAUUUUGAUUUUUCAAGCUGAAAUUUGAAAAAAAAAUUGAUUUUUUUGGAAAUUUAAAAACGUGUUGUUUCUUUUUUUUUUGACUCCAUGAAAAUUUAAUUUCAAAAUUUCUUUCAAACUGAAAAAUCUUACAUUAUUUUGCACACAAAAAUCUGGAAUUUUCAGCCAAAACUUUUUCAGAUUCAACCUAAAAUUCAUCCCAAAAAAAUCUACUGUUUCAAAAUAUUUUCAUAGUUUUUCUGAAGAAAAAUUGAUUAAUAAACUGUUCCUAAAUUCUGGAAUUUUUAGCUGAAAUUCAUCUGAAAAUCAGGAUUUUUCAGCCAGAAGGUUUUUUUAGAGUUCAAACUGAAAUUUACUCAGAAAUUCCUUAUUUUUUAUUUAAAAAAAUCUACUGUUUCAAAAUAUUUUUCUGGAAAUUUCAUAAUUUUUCCUGGAAAUUUCAGAAUUCGCUCAAAACAUGUUUUUUUUUGACACAAAUCUGGAAUUUUCAGCCAAAACUUUUUCAGAUUCAAAUUAAAAUUAACCUGAAAAUUUCUAGUUUUUUCAUCCCAAAAAAUCUACUGUUUCAAAAUAUUUUGGAAUAGUUUUUCUGAAGAAAAUUGUGAUUAAUUUUCGACUUGUUCCAUAAAUUCUUCAAAUACAAUUGUCAAAUAAUUUAAAAAAUCUGGAAUUUUUAUCUGAUUUCAUCUGAAAGUCUGGAUUUUUCAGCCAGAAACUUUUUUAGAGUUCAAAUUAAAAUUUACCCAGAAAUUUCUAGUUUUUAUCCCAAAAAAAUCUACUGUUUCAAAAUAUUUUCAUAGUUUUUCUGAAGAAAAUUGAAAUGAUUAAUUUAUACAUACUUGUUCCUAAAUUCUUCAUAAUACAAUUGUCAAAUAAUUUUAAAAAUCUGGAAUUUUUUGGCUGAAUUUCAUCUGAAAAUUGGAUUUUUCAGCCAGAAAGUUUUUUAGAGUUCAAACUGAAAUUCCUUAUUAAAAAAAUUUGACUGUUUCAAAAUAUUUUCAUAAUUUUUCCUGCAAAUUUGAAUUCGCUCAAAACAUGUUUUUUGAAAAGUCUGGAAUUUUUGGCGGAAAAAUCCUUUCUUCCAGAUGUGCUCAAAAAUACGGGUGGUCUCGACGACCGUACUCUAGCAAACCUCCAAGAUGCUCUCAACGAAACCUCAUCUCAAAGUGUCGUCGUCGCCAUCGAUCGAAUAUUCCACGGCUCCAGCCGCCUUUUCCGCAGAUGCCAUCGUAUUUUUUGUGCGCGCCCUCUGCACAGUCUCCCGUGACGAAUUAUCGCAAGCCGCAGCUCCGCGCAUGUUUUUACUCGGAAAAAUGGUCGAAGUCGCAUUCUAUAAUAUGAAUCGGAUUCGACUUGAGUGGAGCAGAAUUUGGCAUGUUAUUGGUGAGCAUUUUAAUAUGGCUGGAUGUAAUACGAAUGAAGCGGUUGCUUAUUUUUCUGUCGAUGCUUUGCGACAAUUAUCGAUCAAGUUUUUGGAAAAGGGAGAAUUGCCGAAUUUCAAAUUUCAAAAGGAUUUUUUGCGGCCGUUUGAGGUGGGUUUUUGACUUGAAAUUCAGAUUCUACGCGAAAUUUUAGUCUAGAAAAAUUAAUUUUUGAACUCAAAAUUUCUCACAUUUUUUCACUGUUUCAAGAAUUUUAUAUGAUUUUUUGGGGGAUUUUCGAAAAUUAAUCGAUUUUUCCCAAAUUUUUUGAAAUUUUCAGCAAAUUUGAACCUGAAAUUCGAAUUCUACGCGAAAUUUUAGUCUAGAAAAAUUAAUUUUUGAACUCAAAAUUUUUGACAUUUUUUCACUGUUUCAAGAAUUUUAUAUGAAUUUUGGGGGAUUUUCGAAAAAUUGAUGAUGAUUGUGUGGGUUCUACUUUUCAUAUAAAAGGCAAUAAGAUCCAAAACCAAAUUUUUUGAAAUUUUCAGCAAGUUUUGAUCUGAAAUUCGAAUUCUACUCGAAAUUUUAACCUAGAAAUAUUAAUUUUUGAACUCAAAAUUUCUCGAAUUUUUUUUUCACCGUUUCAAGAAUUUUAUAUGAAUUUUGGGGGAUUUUUGAAAAUUAAUCGACUUUUCAAAGGUGAACCAAAUUUUUUGAAAUUUUCAGCAAAUUUGAACCUGAAAUUCGAAUUCUACGCGAAAUUUUAGCCUAGAAAAUAUAGUUUUUGAACUCAAAAUUUCUCACAUUUUUUCACUGUUUCAAAAAUUUUAUAUGAUUUUUUGGGGGAUUUUUCGAAAUUGAUGGGUUUUUCAAAAGUGAACCAAAUUUUUUGAAAUUUUCAGCAAAUUUGAACCUGGAAAUUCAGAAUUAUUGCUUGAAAUUUUAGCCUAGAAAAAUUAAUUUUUGAACUCAAAAUUUCUCGACAUUUUUUUCACUGUUUCAAGAAUUAUAUAUGAAUUUUGGGGUAUUUUCGAAAAUUGAUGAUGAUUGUGUGGAUUGAAUUUCAAAUAAAUUUUGAUUUUUCAAUCUUGAAUUUUUCAGCAAAUUUUGAUCUGGAAUUCAGAUUCUGCUUGAAAUUUUAGCCUAGAAAAAUUAAUUUUUGAACUCAAAAUUUCUUGACAUUUUUUCACUGUUUCAAGAAUUUUAUAUGAAUUUUGGGGGAUUUUCGAAAAUUGAUGAAGAACGUUCCGAAUUUUCAGCUAAAAAAUUCUGGAAAAUUCAAGUUCAACUGGAAAAUCUGAAAAUUUCAGCAAAAAUUCAAUAUUUUGCUCAAAAAUAUGCUUGUUUGAUCUUAAAAUUAUCGAAAUUCGAAGAAAAUUCUGAAAAUUGCAGGUAAUAAUGGCGAAAAAUGGGAAUGCUCAAACCCGCGAUCUUGUCGUCCGAUGUUGCACUCAAUUAGUCGAAGCCCACUCAUCGCGUCUCAAAUCCGGCUGGCAAAAUCUGUUCUCAGUGUGGACAAUCGCAGCCGGCGAUCCAAAUAUGGAUAUUGUUGACACGUCAUUCACAGCCGCUGCUCAUGUCAUCGAAACACGUUUUCGCGAAGAUUUUCCAUCAAUUUUGGACUCGUUUCAAGAAGCGCUCAAAUGUUUGCAGGAAUUUGCGUGUAACUCGAAUUUGCCCGAUAUGAAUAUGGAAGCGAUUCGAUUGAUUCGAGUUUGUGCUGAGUGAGUUUUUCGGGGGUUUUUUUUUGAUCGGAAAUUGAAUUCUACGCGAAAUUUUGACCUAAAAAUUAAUUUUCAACCCAAAAUCUGAAAAUUUUGACCGGAAAAUUCGAAUUCUACGCGAAAUUUUGACCUAGAAAAAUUAAUUUUUGGCUCAAAAAUUUCUUGAAUUUUUUCACUGUUUCAAGAAUUUUAUAUUAAUUUUUGGUCGAUUUUUGAAAAUAGAUGAUUUCUCUCUCCUUCGAAUGAUAAAAAACAUUUAAAAUUAAAUUUCUAGAAUUUUUCAGAAAUUUUGGACCUGAAAUUCAGAUUCUACUUAAAAUUUUGACAUAAAAAAAUUAAUUUUUGGCUCAAAAUUUUCUUGAAUUUUUUUCACUGUUUCAAGAAUUUUAUAUGAUUUUUCCGGUCUUUUUAGAAAUUGAUUUCUCAAUUGAAUGAUUUGAAAAAAUCAAAGAUUAUCUACCUUUUUAAUAAAAUUAUGAAAAUAAAAUCUAGUGUUUUUCAGAAAAUUGGACUUGAAAUUCAGAUUCUACGCGAAAUUUUGGCCUAGAAAAAUUAAUUUUUGGCCCGAAAAAAAUUCACUUUUUUUCCUAUAUUUUUCACUGUUUCAAGAAUUUUAUAUGAUUUUUUGGGAAAUUUUUGAAAAAUUAUUUCUCAAUUGAAUGAUAAUAAAAAACAUUUAAAAUUAAAUUUCUAGAAUUUUUCAGAAAAUUUUGAUCUGAAAUUCAGAUUCUACUCGAAAUUUUAACCUGGGAAAAUUUAAUUUUGACCACGAAAAAAUUCACUUGUUUUCCUAUAUUUUUCACUGUUUCAAGAAUUUUAUAUGAAUUUUUAGGGAAUUUUUGAAAAAUUGUUUUGACAACAUUUCAAUAGGCUCCACCUAAAUUUAACCCUGAAAUCUCCCAAUUUUUUCACAGAUAUGUCUCGAAAAAUCGCGAAAAAAUCGACGAAGCUGCCCGAGAUGAUAAUCACGUGAUUUCGGCCGAUCAACACGUUUGGCUGCGUGGAUGGUUUCCGAUAUUUUUUGAGUUGAGGUAAGUUAGACUUGUCAGAACCCAAAUUUCACGCUGAAUUUGAAAUCUGCGUGCAAUUUUAGAAAAAAUGAUGCCACGUGGCUCAAAAUAUUCCAAAAAAUCCCCGAAUUUUCUUUCAGCUGCAUAAUAAAUCGGUGCAAAUUGGAUGUUCGAACGCGAAGCCUGACAGUAAUGUUUGAAAUUAUGAAACAUCAUGGAGCGGAUUUCCGGCCCGAAUGGUGGCGGGAUUUAUUCGAAAUUGUUCUUCCGUAUCUUCGAUCAUGCAAAAAUGGAUGAUCAUAGAAGUGAUGUGGGUUUUUUGAGGAGUUUGGGAUGAAAAUUGGGAAAUUUUUGAGCCAAAAUUCGAAAAGAUUCGAUUUUUUGAGCUAGGAAAAAUUCACUGUUUCAAAAAUCACAGAAAUUUCUUUUGAAACUUUGAAAUUAAUGAUAACAUUUCUUUAUUCAUACUCAAAAAUCUACUGGAAAUUAAAUUUUUCACUGAAAAUCUCGCACUGAAAAUAACAAUUGAGCUGAAAAUUUGGGAAUUUUUAAGCUAGGAAAAAUUCCCUGUUUCAAAAUUUUUAGAUUGUAAAUUCUUGAGACAUUUUUCAAAUUUUUUGUAAUUUCGUGUAUUUUUUGAUGUUUAGAAAUUACCAGAAAUUCGAAAAAUUCCAAUUUUAGAGUUCAAUUUUUUGUUUGAUAAAUAUUUUGAAACAGUAGAUUUUUUGUGAAAGAAAAUUUCCAGAUAGAAAAAUAUCUGAAAUUGAUUUUUACUCACCCAAAUUUCACCGGAUUUUUUUCACAGAAACGCGAAUGGAUGAGCACCACCUGUAAUCACGCCAUGUUAUCCGUCGUCGAUGUUUUUACCCAAUUUUUCGACCAACUUUCUGUAUAUGCACUUCCGAUGAUCUACAAACAAUUUGCUAUUUUUAUCAGACAGCGUGAGUUUUUUGGGGCCAAAAAUGCGAAAAUUCGGGAUUUUUUCAGCAUUGCUCAGGUUAGAAAAAUUAUUUUCAUUUGAUUUUUGAGCUCAAAUUCCAAGGCUCACAAUUAUUUAUUUUUAAAAUAAAAUUGGUUUUAUUUUGAUUUCAGUAUUGCUCAGGUUAGAAAAAUUUAAUUUUGCACCAGUUUCAUGGUAAAAUGAACAUUUUCAGAAAUGUUGUUUCCAAAAUUUGAAUUUUUCAAAAAAAUAGCAUUGCUCAGGUUAGAAAAAUUCAAUUUUUCACCAAUUUCAUGAUAAAAUGAACAUUUUCAGAAAUGUUGUUUCCAAAAAUUUGAAAUUUUUGAAAAAAAAUAGCAUUGCUCAGAUUAGAAAAAUUCAAUGUUUCAUGAAAUUUACGCAAAAAUGAACAUUUUGAGGAAUGUUGCCUUCAAAAUUUGAAUUUUUCAAAAAAAUAACAUUGCUCAUGUUAUAUUUCGUCAAUUUUCAUGAUUUUCAUACCUCAAAAAUAUCGAUUUUUUCCCUUUCAGAAAAAAUGAGCAACUUGCUCGAUGCACAAUCAGUUGUCUCGAAUCGCUAAUCCUUCAAAAUGGCGAGAAUUUCACCGAUGACAUGUGGGUUCAAACCAUCGAUCUGAUCAGCGAACUAUUUGCCGCCACUUUACCGAAAUCACUUUUGGACUUGGGAACCGACGGGAAAUAUUGUGGGAGGCGGAAAAGAUGAGAAAAUUGUCAAUGUGGAGUGGAGCGAUUGGAGGUGAGUGGGAGUUUUUUUUUGACACUGCAAAUAGUUGCCAAGGGCCCGAAAAAUCCACGUUUUUUGAGCCUAAAUAAGCCCUAGGAUACUGUAGAUAUGUGGAUUAACAUGAGCAAUAAUCAAUUUUCCUGAUUUUUUAACAGUUUCAAGUUAACAUGAGCAAUGCUCAAUUUUUUUACAGAAACUUUUUUCUCCCAAAAUUUUCACGGUUUCAAAAUAUUUUUAAACGGAAAUUCUUCGAUUUUUAACUGUUUCAAACUAUUUUUUUUCUGAAAAAUAAAAAUUUAAAAUCAUAAAAUUUCAGUUAUUCCUGAAAAUUCUGAAAUUUUUGCACAAAAAAAUUGUUUUCCAAUGUUUCAAAAUGUUUUUGAAAGAAAAUCGGGAUUUUUUUCUGAUUUUCUUUCAGUUUGUUAUUGGUUCUAAAAGAAUUUUUUUAAAAAUUUUGUUUUGGCCCGAAAAAUCCACGUUUUUUGAGCCUAAAUAAGCCUAUAGGAUACUGUGGAAAAAAAUGUUAUGUGGAUUAACAUGAGCAAUAAUCAAUUUUUCCUGAUUUUUUCGAAAGUUUCAAGUUAACAUGAGCAAUGCUCAAUUUUUAUUACAGAAACUUUUUUUCUCCUAGAAUUUUCACUGUUUCAAAAUAUUUUCAAACGGAAAAUGGGGAUUUUUCUGAUGAUAAGAUGAAAAUUUGUCGAUUUUUAAAUAUUUUUUGAAAAAAAAAAUAAAAAUUUCAGUCAUUCCUGAAAAUUCUGAAAUUUUUGCACAAAAAAAAUUGUUUUCCACUGUUUCAAAUUUUUUUGUAAAAAAAUCGGGAUUUUUCUGAUAUUUCUUUCAGUUAUUGGUUUUAAAAGAAUUUUUUUUUUAAAUUUGUUUUGGCCCGAAAAAAUCCACGUUUUUUGAUCCCGAAUAAGCCUAGGAUACUGUAGAAAAAUGUUAUGUGGAUUAACAUGAGCAAUAAUCAAUUCUCCUGAUUUUUCUAAAAAUUUUCACUGUUUCAAAAUAUUUUUAAACGGAAAAUGAGGAUUUUUCUGAUGUUAAGAUGAAAAUUCGUCGAUUUUUAACUAUUUUUUGAAAAAAUAAAUAAAAAUUUCAGUUAUUCCUGAAAAUUCUGAAAUUUUUGUACAAAAAUUUUUUUAUUUUCCAGCGACGACGCGAUUUUUGCCGAACAAAUCAUUUUUUGUGUGGUCCAAAAUGAACUAGUUGAAGCUGUGACGAGAAUUGUAUUUGGAUCGAUGAAGGGUGCGUUUUUCGAGGGUUUUGGUGUGAAAUUUUGAAUUUUAAAAAAAUUAUAGAAAUAAAAUUGAUUUAGCGAUUUUAAUUCUGAGUUACUGUAACUUUUGGCACUAAAAAUGGCAGAUUACCGUAGAUUACUGUAGUAUGAUUUUCCGCGGAUUUUUAGUCGCCAAAAUUUUAAAUAAAAUAGCUCUUCAAAAAUUUACUUUUUCAAGUUUUUAAUAUUUUCUGGAAUGCAUUUCUUGGUCCAAAAUCUAGCUACAGUACACUUGGAAAAACUACGUUUCAAAAUUCGGAUCUUUGAUCAUAUUCAUUAAAAUUUUGUGGGUUACUGUAGUUUUGCAGAUUCCCAAGACGACGGUUUAUAUCUGAAAAUGAAGCCCGCCUUAUUAUUGAGCAUUUGUGAUGCUCUUGCUCAAAGCCAAAAAUUGGCCAAACAAUUCAAUGAUAAUAAUGGGCAGAGGACACUUUUGUGGAAAGCUGGAUUGAGAGGAUCGAGUAAACCAAAUUUGAUCAAGUGAGUACUGUAUGCGCCUUUAAAAAUGGAGUAUUUUGAGUCUAAAUAUGGGGAAAUUCGAAUUUUUUGUAGUUUCGUGUAUUUUUUGACGUUGAAAAAAUACGAGAAAUUCAAAAAUUUGGAAUUUUGAGCUAUUUCUCAUUGAAUUUCGAAUUUUUUGUAAUUUCGUGUAGUUUUUGACAUCGAAAAAUACGAGAAAUUCAAAAAUUUGGAAUUUUGGGCUAUUUUUCAUUGAAUUUCGAAUUUUUUGUAAUUUCGUGUAUUUUUUGAUGUUUAGAAAUUACGAGAAAUUCAAAAAUUUGGAAUUUUAAGCUAUUUUUCAUUGAACUUCGACAUUGUUUGUAAUUUCUCAUAUUUUUUGACGUCGAAAAAUUACUGAGAAAUUCAAAAAUUUGGAAUUUGGAGCUAUUUUUCUUUGAAUUUCGAAUUUUUUUGUAUUUUCGUGUAUCUUUUGACAUCGAAAAAAUACGAGAAUUUUUUAAAAUGUGAAUUAUGAGCUAUUUUUCAUUGAAUUUCGAAGUUUUUGUAAUUUCGGCUUUUUUUUUAUGUUUAGAAAUUACCAGAAAUUCGAAAAGUUCCAAUUUUUCUCCGAAUGUUUCAAAAAUCACAAAAAUAUCACUGUUUCAACUAAAAACCCCCGAAAAUGCAUAUUUUUUGUAUUUUCUUGUAUUUUUUCCGUCAACAAAUUACUAAAAAUACGAGAAAUUCGAAAAUUUCCCGAAAAUUCAACAAAAAUAAAUUUUUUCUAUCAUGAUUUAUCACAAAAAUAUCACUGUUCCAACGAAAAAUCACAAUUUUUACACACACAUUUUUUGCAGCCAAGAAACUCGUUCACUCAGCGCAAUGUUGGCCAUAAUUCUUCGAUUAUUGUAUGAUGAACGGGCUGAUGAAAUCAAGGAAGAAGUUGGAAAACGUGUAUUAGAGUAAGUGUUUUUGGGCUGGGUUACUGUAGGUUUGAAAUUUGCUACAAAAUGAGGUACAGUAAGACUAGGGUUACUGUAGAAAAUUUGGAUACUUGUUUGAUAUCAUUUUGUAUAUCUACAGUACUCUUGGGUUACUGUAGAAAAUUUCGGAGUUUCUAGAACUUCAAAUUCUCUACAAAAUGAGCUACAGUAUCCCUGGAUUACUGUAGAAAAAUAGAAUUUUCUAGAGUAAUCCAUUAAUUUCCCAGAUUCUCAGCUACAGUACCUCUGCACCUACCGUACCCCAAGAUUUACAGUACCAAAUUCUCCCUUUUUUGCAGAGUAGUUUCGCUGGCGUUGAGCGGUUAUGGUGAAGCUGAAUCCGAAUCUCGAAGAUCUGCCUAUGGACCUGUGAUUUGUGAAUUAUUGACCGAAUGCAUCAAAUUGCCCAAAGAAAUGUUGCCGAUUUUGGGAAGAGAAUUUCCGAUAAGGUCAGGAUUACUGUAGGGAUUUUUGGCGCGAAAAUGUGGGAAUUUUUUGAGACCAAAUAGGCCUGGGAUUAAAAAACAUAAUUUGACGCUUAAAAAAUAGAAAAAUACUCAAAAUUUAAUGAAAUUGGUUUGAAGUUCCGAUUUUAUCAAAAUUAGUUCAAAAAUUAAAUUUUCUCGGAAUUUUGACACUAAAAAUUAUCAGAAAAUGGGUGUGAAGAUGCGAUUAAAUCUCUAAUUCAGAAAAAUUUUGAAACAGUUAUUUUUUGAGAAAAUUUAAAUUUAAAUUUUUUUAUUUUCCGAAUUUUCUUAGAUGAAAAAUGAUCGAAUUUUCAGUUCUGUAAAUUUCGUAAAAUCGAGAAAUUUUACGAAUGUGUAUAAAGGAUAUAUGCGUCAAAUGAAAAAAAAAUCGAUAAAUUUUGGGAGUUUUUGAAAAAUUGUCGCUAGCAAAACUCUAAUAAAAAAUUUCCAAAAAAAAAAAAAAAAAAAUUAUUAUCAAAAUUUUGAAACGUAAAUUUUUGUUGAAAUUUAAAUUUAAAUUUUUUUUAUUUCUCCGCGUUUUCUGGGAUGAAAAAUGAUGAAAAAUUCGAAUUUUCAGCUGCAAAUCCAGAUAAUUUAAGAUUUCUAGCCAAAAAUUCUGUAAAUUUCGUAAAAUCGAGAAAUUUUACGAAUGUGUUGGAAGGAAAAAGUGCAAUAAAAUAAUUUCAAAAAAAAUUUAUUAUCAAAAUUUUGAAACGUAAUUUUUUGUUGAAAUUGAAAUUUUAAUUUUUUUUUAUUUUCCGAGUUUUCUGAGAUGAAAAAUAAUAAAAUUCGAAUUUUCAGCUGGAAAUCCAGAUAAUUUCAGAUUUCUAGCCAAAAAUUCUGUAAUUUUCGAAAAAAAUCCGGAAAUUUUAUGAAUGUGUUGGAAGGAAAAAAGUGCAAUAAAAUAAUUUCAUAAAAAAUUUAUUAUCAAAAUUUUGAAACGUAAUUUUUUGUUGAAAUUGAAAUUUUAAUUUUCCGAGUUUCCUGGGAUGAAAAAUGAAGAAAAAUUCGAAUUUUCAGCUGGAAAUCCAGAUAAUUCCAGAUUUCUAGCCAAAAAUUCUGUAAAUUUUGAAAAAAAUCGGGAAAUUUUAUGAAUGUGUGAUAAAAUCAAAACUCUAAUAAAAAAAAAUUCCAAAAAAAUUUAUUAUCAAAAUUUUGAAACAGUAAUUUUUUGAGAAAAUUGAAAUUUUAAUUUUUUAUUUUCCGAGUUUUCUGGGAUGAAAAAUAAUGAAAAAUUCGGAUUUUCAGCUGCAAAUCCAGAUAAUUUCAGAUUUCUAGCCGAAAAUUUGAAUUUCUCGCUUCAAAAUUCAUCAAAACUUCCCAAUUUUAAUUUCAGAGUUUGCGAUUUGGUCGAAACUGCUGAAGGUCAAAAAAUGCGCAAACUUUUGGCGCAACUUUUGCGUCAACUCAUCCCACCAACACCUCAGAAAUCUUCAUGCACAAAUGGCACCGUAACCUGA